Malaya genurostris is the source of this 5088-nucleotide messenger RNA. RefSeq names its product calcium-transporting ATPase sarcoplasmic/endoplasmic reticulum type (gene SERCA). Gene Ontology annotation, biological process: intracellular calcium ion homeostasis; calcium ion transmembrane transport. Gene Ontology annotation, molecular function: ATP hydrolysis activity; ATP binding; P-type calcium transporter activity. Lineage: Eukaryota; Metazoa; Arthropoda; Insecta; Diptera; Culicidae. Gene Ontology annotation, cellular component: membrane. The coding region runs from base 714 to 3719 and encodes 1001 amino acids. The record is from RefSeq and is a predicted model, not a curated record. The transcript has 11 exons.
UUUAACUUCAGAUAUAUCGCCAAGCAACCGUGUAUUUCGCUCGCUGUGCGCUCUUCUCUUCUCUGUCACACACUCGCCGUCGUGGUGUAGUACGUUAACCGCACACUCGUCACCGCUGCCGUUGCCGAAAACGCCACCUUGCCGUUACACUGUAGUUGUUGUUGUUCCUUGCUAGUUCCUUUUUGUGUAUUUUAAUGGAGUUUGCAAAAUGAAGCAACAUUUGCUCUACUAAAAUGACGUUCGCGUUUUCGAUGGCCAAGAUUUCGUUCGGUUGGAAAACGUUAUGAUAGGAUAAGCUGGAAAGUUUUCAAUCGAAAGUGUGAAGUGCUUCUUCGCUCUAGUUUACACGGGUGGUCAACGCGAAAAUUGAGUUGCUAAAGGAUAUACAGUGUCUGCGUUCAAAGGAAUCGUGAUCCAUUCCGAGGAUUUCUUUCAUCUUCCAAAACAAAGAAGUGCUGUUCUAAAUUAAGGUUUUCCUAACAGAAGACUGCAAAGUUUGCCUGCUCAAGUUUAUUAGAAAGGUGUGAUUUGUUUCCGUUGAAAUAGGUGGAAUUUUAUAUUAAAUCCAGAAAAUAGUUUAAGUGAAAUAAGCCAUAGAACGGAAGCCCAGAGCGCUGAAUAGGGAAAGAGUGGAGUCACUUUUUUUAGUUCACUACGUCAACGUGAACGCGACAUUCGAAUCACCACAACUGCCGGUUACUAACUAAUUCACCAUGGAGGACGGCCAUUGCAAGUCCGUCGACGAAGUGCUAACAUACUUCCGAGUGGAUCCCGAGAGAGGUCUCAGCCUUGACCAGGUUAAGGAAUAUCAGAAAAAAUACGGCCUCAAUGAGCUUCCAGCUGAGGAGGGUAAAACAAUCUGGCAAUUAGUCCUGGAACAGUUCGAUGAUCUGUUAGUUAAGAUUCUGCUGUUAGCUGCUAUUAUUUCCUUUGUCCUCGCCCUUUUUGAAGAGCAUGAAGGCGUUGAAGCCUUUGUGGAACCGUUUGUCAUCCUGCUUAUCCUGAUUGCCAACGCCUGCGUCGGUGUGUGGCAGGAACGUAAUGCCGAAUCCGCCAUUGAAGCCCUGAAGGAAUACGAGCCCGAGAUGGGCAAAGUGGUCCGAGGUGACAAGAGCGGUGUGCAGAAGGUGCGCGCCAAGGAAAUCGUGCCCGGUGAUGUCGUUGAGGUGUCGGUCGGUGACAAGAUUCCGGCCGAUAUCCGUCUGAUCAAAAUCUACUCGACCACCAUUCGUAUCGAUCAGUCCAUCCUUACCGGUGAGUCCGUUUCGAUCAUCAAGCACACUGACCCGGUGCCGGAUCCCCGCGCUGUCAACCAGGACAAGAAAAACAUCCUGUUCUCCGGUACUAACGUGUCCGCUGGCAAGGCCCGUGGUGUUGUCAUUGGAACCGGUCUGUCCACUGCCAUCGGUAAAAUCCGUACUGAGAUCUCGGAAACCGAGGAAAUCAAGACCCCACUGCAGCAGAAGUUGGACGAAUUCGGUGAGCAGCUGUCCAAGGUCAUCUCGCUGAUCUGUAUCGCUGUCUGGGCUAUCAACAUUGGUCACUUCAACGAUCCCGCUCACGGUGGUUCGUGGAUCAAGGGUGCCGUGUACUACUUCAAGAUUGCUGUCGCUCUGGCUGUCGCUGCCAUUCCAGAAGGUCUGCCAGCUGUCAUCACCACUUGUCUGGCUCUGGGUACCCGUCGUAUGGCCAAGAAGAACGCCAUCGUCCGAUCGCUGCCGUCCGUAGAAACCUUAGGUUGUACUUCGGUCAUCUGUUCUGAUAAGACCGGUACAUUGACCACUAACCAGAUGUCCGUCUCGCGUAUGUUCAUUUUCGAUAAGGUUGACGGUAACGAUAGCAACUUCACUGAAUUCGAAAUUUCCGGCUCAACCUACGAACCAAUCGGUGAGGUUACUCUGAAUGGCCAGAGAGUGAAGGCUAGCGAUUAUGAAACUCUGCAGGAACUGGGCACUAUCUGUAUCAUGUGUAACGACUCCGCUAUUGAUUUCAAUGAAGUCAAGAAGGUUUUCGAGAAGGUCGGUGAGGCUACCGAAACCGCUCUGAUUGUGUUGGCUGAGAAACUCAAUCCCUUCAACGUUGCCAAACAGGGUCUUGAUCGCCGCUCAUCUGCUAUCUGCGUUCGCCAGGAAAUUGAAACCAAGUGGAAGAAAGAAUUUACUCUGGAAUUCUCUCGCGAUCGUAAAUCCAUGUCCAGCUACUGUGUCCCACUAAAGGCUUCGAAGCUCGGAAACGGACCGAAAUUGUUCUGUAAGGGUGCCCCAGAAGGUGUCCUGGAUCGUUGCACACAUGCCCGUGUUGGAGGUAGCAAAGUCCCACUGACAACCACCCUGAAGAACCGCAUUUUGGAUCUGACCCGUCAGUACGGUACCGGACGUGAUACUCUCCGUUGUCUGGCUCUGGCCACCGGCGAUAGCCCAAUGAAACCUGAUGAUAUGGAUCUGAACGAUUCCACCAAAUUCUAUACCUAUGAAGUGAACCUAACCUUCGUCGGCGUUGUUGGUAUGCUUGAUCCCCCACGUAAGGAAGUUUUCGAUUCGAUCGUCCGUUGCCGUGCUGCUGGUAUCCGUGUUAUUGUCAUCACUGGUGACAACAAGGCUACUGCUGAGGCUAUCUGCCGUCGUAUUGGUGUGUUCAAAGAGGAUGAGGAUACCACCGGAAAAUCAUACUCCGGACGUGAAUUCGAUGAUCUGCCAGUCAGUGAACAGCGUGAGGCUUGCGCCCGUGCCCGUUUGUUCUCGCGUGUCGAGCCGGCUCACAAAUCCAAGAUCGUUGAGUUCCUGCAAAGCAUGAACGAAAUCUCCGCUAUGACUGGUGACGGUGUGAAUGAUGCCCCUGCCUUGAAGAAGGCCGAAAUCGGUAUUGCUAUGGGUUCGGGUACCGCUGUCGCCAAGUCCGCCUCGGAGAUGGUGUUGGCUGACGAUAACUUCUCCUCCAUUGUGGCCGCCGUUGAAGAAGGUCGCGCUAUCUACAACAACAUGAAGCAGUUCAUCCGUUAUCUGAUUUCGUCCAACAUCGGUGAGGUCGUGUCCAUUUUCUUGACGGCCGCUUUGGGCUUGCCAGAAGCUCUGAUUCCCGUUCAGCUCCUGUGGGUCAACUUGGUUACUGACGGUCUCCCAGCUACUGCCCUUGGUUUCAACCCGCCCGAUCUCGACAUUAUGGAGAAACCACCACGCAAGUCUGAUGAAGGUCUCAUCUCCGGCUGGCUGUUCUUCCGUUAUAUGGCAAUUGGUGGUUAUGUUGGUGCCGCUACCGUCGGAGGUGCCGCCUGGUGGUUCAUGUUCUCCGAUCACGGUCCACAGCUCACCUACUGGCAACUGACUCACCAUCUGUCCUGCAUCGGUGGUGGCGACGAGUUCAAGGGAGUCGAUUGCAAGAUCUUCACCGAUCCGCAUCCGAUGACGAUGGCCCUGUCCGUUCUGGUUACCAUUGAGAUGUUGAACGCCAUGAACAGCUUGUCUGAGAAUCAGUCCCUGGCCACCAUGCCACCAUGGUGCAACUUGUGGCUCAUUGCUUCCAUGUGCCUGUCCUUCGCUCUGCACUUCGUCAUCCUCUAUGUUGAAGUCCUUUCCUCCGUAUUCCAGGUAACCCCGCUGAACGGUGACGAAUGGCUUACAGUGAUGAAGUUCUCACUGCCGGUAGUACUGCUUGAUGAAAUUCUCAAGCUCGUCGCCAGAAGGAUCAGUGACGCCAACGAAGUUGUUAAGACCUGGGAAUAAGCAAGUAAGCUUACUUACUGCUACAACUCGACACUAUGAAAAGUUUCUUACAGCAUGUUUCAACGUAAUAAUGCCAUAAAAUACAGAACGAAACAAUAAAAGCAAUUAGAAAUAAUAGAAAUAUCGUUAUUUGUUAAACCUAGGGAAGAUCACUGGCAUCGACUUCUUCCAAUCUUAUAGGAAGUAUUAAACCAAUACGAAGCAGUAGUCGAAAUAUCUGAUUCUUCAGCAAUCGUUCAAAAUGACAGAAGAGCUUUCAUUUCUAUUUCUCGUUUUACUUAAGGACAAAUUCGAAUUAUACCAAAUAGUGAGCGUGUUCCAAAACAUAAUAGAGUUUUGCCUAAGAUUUCUUAUUAAUUCACUGAGAUCAUGAGCGAGGAACGAUAUGCCGAUCCUUUUGGGGUAGAAUAGAUCAUUUCUGAACAGCGAAUUUUUACCUUUUUCUAGUGAAAACGAACAAUUGAAGACAUUUUUCUCAUUUAUUACUUUUAAGUUUCGAUAUCGUUCUGUUCGACAGUUUCACAAAAGAAUAGUUUUUGUUAGCUUUUCAGUUUUUGUAAUUUUCUACUUGCGUUUCACUGUAUAGUAAUUUCAAUUCAGUUAAAUUUUUUAUUUUAUUUCAACAUGAGACAACAUUGUAAAUAAGUUAUUAAAAUAAAGUGAACAACUUUGAAAAGAGAGACAUCAUCUUCUUGUUGAGUGGUAGUCAUCGGAAAUAAACUUAAAAAGUUAGAUAAUUUACAAAAAAAAACUUAAUUUAACAAAAACAGAAAACCAUUGUGUGACGUUGACCGCCAUCUUUAAUUUUAUGUCAUUUCAUCUUUGUUUAAAAAAGUUAAAGUUUCACGAAAAAAUAAAUAAAAAUCGUUAAAACCACCCAUAUUCUUAUCUUCUUGAUUGGCAAAGUUUAAUCCCAUGGUAGUAGACUGGUCGCAUACAUGCAAAUGACUUUUUGAUUCGCUCCCAUAUGUUAUAUUUACAAUGAGAUCGUUUAAAACGUUUUGCCUUCUAUUCGAGUGAUCGGAGGUAAACAAGUUCAGGCUUCAAAUCUACUCAGCGAACGGUAGUGGAACUUGUGAAAAAUGACAAGCAAAGUUGUAUGUUUUCAGUUUACUGCAGUCGAAUUGUUUAUCCUUGAACACAGACUUUUCAUUCACUGCACUACACAGAAUAAACUUCAAAGCUAGUGAAAAUUGUACAGAUAUUGUGAAUGUUUUGCAAAAUCCACUAGCAAGUUCUGCGUCAAUUACGUACUCCAAUAUAGAUAUCAUGUGUUAUUACUUAGCUGAAUUUCGAUGGGACAUUUCUAGGAUAUCUAUUCUCGGCGAAUGUAUAUGAAACGAUAGAGCAAUAAAUUACUUGGAAAAUA